Messenger RNA from Pocillopora verrucosa, 2132 nucleotides. RefSeq names its product tetratricopeptide repeat protein 33. Gene Ontology annotation, molecular function: protein binding. NCBI's taxonomy places the organism in Eukaryota, Metazoa, Cnidaria, Anthozoa, Scleractinia, Pocilloporidae. The record is from RefSeq and is a predicted model, not a curated record.
UAAUGAUGGCGACGAAAUUUGGCUGGAAGAGAAAACUGCCUCAAAAUUUAGUUGAGAAAAGGGCUGCUGUAUUCGAUGAAACCAACGAAAAUUCAGCUGAUGGCGUAGAGGAACCAUUUGAAUUGGACUGGCGAGUCCUUUUAGUGAAAAAAGGUGUGAAAAGCAUCGAAGAUAGCGUCACGAAAAGCAAGCGGCUAGAAGAAGAAGGAGUUUCUCUCGCAGAGCAACAGAGGUACUGGGAAGCACUUGGAAAAUGGAACGAAGCGGUAUUGUUGACUCCAAACAAUGCAAAGCUUUAUGAAAUGAAAUCACAGGUAUUACUAGAACUACAUGAGUUAUUCCCUGCUAUACAAGCAGCAGAAAAAGCAGUUUCUUUGAACCCUUGUUGGUAUGUAGCCUAUCAAACUCUUGGUCGUGCGCAGAUGGGGUAUGGUGAUGUUGAGAUGGGGGUGAAAAGCUUCUCAAAGGCUAUUCUGUUACAACCUGAUGAAUCAGAGAUGUGGUCAGAGGAUUUGCACUGGGCCUGGAAACUGAGAGAACAGAAAAGGAAACAAGAUGAGAUCAAGAAUAGUACAAAUCCUUCUGUCCUAGAAAGCAAAGAACUCUUCGAGCUAUAUGCCACAGACUUGGGACAGGAAAUAGAGAUGGAACAGACAUCACUGAAUUUAAUAACCAAGGAAAAGUGAAAUAUUAAUAUAGAAAGAAUGUAUGUGGAGAAAAAAUAUUUGUGGUCAGGCAGUGAAUAUCUAUUGACCUGCCAAUCAGUAGCUCAUAGAAUGCAAAAUGUCCUGGAUGGUCAUUCCUGUAACUGAUCAGUAGCCUUUUCAGUGUCACUCAAAACUUGUUUGGAUGUAAUGCACAUCACCUUUGGGAGUCAAGUUACUUAUAGUCAUCAGUUGUGAUAAGGAAUGUACAGUGAUAGUUUGAGGCCAUGGAGCUGAAUGGUUAUAAAAAACAUCAGGUUUACUUGCUAUAUUUCUUUAGCAUUUAGGACCUGAAAGUGGAUAACUUUUGAAAGCACUUAAAUAAUUUUUAACUGAAAGAACAGUGUAAAAUUCCUAUUCAUUUAUGCAGUCACAGUGUGAGCACCAAAACAUAAGAAAGCCUUGGUUAACUCUUUGUUCUUCACAAUGAUAAGAUUCCACUUUAAAUAUUCCUCCCACAUAUUUUUCUGCUUCAAAUCAGUGAAAUUGAACUUGUUCAUUCUUAGAGAGAUUUCCAAUCUGUAACACUUUUUGGAUAUUUUGUUUGUCUAAGCCAGGAUAGCAUUACUGAACAUUUCCUUUUUCAGAAAAAUCCUGGGUAGCCUUUUCUUCACUAGGUAAGGUAAAGUAACCCCUAAGCGAUUUACAAAAAUAGUUUAUGGCGGUCAGCUGACUAGGUCUUGAAAUAACUAGUUUAAUUUAUAAAUGGCAUAGGCAAUAUUAGUGUCAAAAGUAAAUACAAAUUAGUGUUUUCCUUAACAUGCUAUCUAUUACAGCUUACAGAAAAAUCCAAACUAAACCAAGACUGAACUUGCUCAGUCCUUUAUCCCCAAAGAGCAACUGGCUUCUAAUUUCUCCUUGUAGUAUCACUAUUGAAUCAAAUAUAAAGGGCAUGAGAAUAAAGAGAAUGAUCACCAAUUUAAGCUCCCGAUUGUCAAACUAUUUCUCUUAGUCAGUACCAUAGGAAAUGUUUUGGCAACAGAAUGGAGAAUAUCAAUAUUCAUGUUAGAGUGCAAAGACUUAAAAGAGAAGUAUACCCUAGAAACCAAUUUAUUUCCUUCAAUGCCAUGUUAGGGUUUAUCUUUCACAAAUCCCUUUUGGCAAAGUUUGAGGAUCGCUGAGAGUAUCAACUUGUUAGAAAGUCUUCAAGUGUGCUAACAGUUUAAGACAACAGUAAGGCAUCUCAACAGUGCAGAGAUCAAACUGUUGCAGCUGUACUCAUCACAAAAAAUUAAUCAGAUUCACAGCUAGGUUGCUAAGCAAGAGUCAAAAUGGUGCUUUCAGGGAUCAAUUUUCAACCGGAUUUAAAGACAAUUUGGGAAAGGUUAGAUACUUUGGAAUCUCAAAAGGCAAUGAUUGACACAAUUUCUUGUGAUUGUGUAAAUAACAACUAUCUUGUUUCAGAAGUAAAGUUCUCUUUAAACUUAA